UUGCGUAGGACACAGCAGUUAUGUAAAGCAGAAUCAGAAGAAGAUUUGACUCGGUUGACUGAUCGAAUCAUCGACAUAAACAUCACUGAAUGGGCAGGUUCUGAAAAGACUUCCGCAUCAGGUGAAAAGAAAGCUGACGAUUCUGGUCAGUCAUCCGGAAAUAUUGGUAUCGAUGAUGAACUGGCGAGUGCGUUUGCAGAGGUACGAACGACGUUCAGAGGAAGAAGAUGGAUGGGCGAUAUGGAGUUGGGAACGGGACGAGCGUCUCACGGUCAACCGGACACUUCACCGUAA
Anisakis simplex (herring worm) is the source of this 294-nucleotide messenger RNA. NCBI's taxonomy places the organism in Eukaryota, Metazoa, Nematoda, Chromadorea, Rhabditida, Anisakidae. The record is from the annotation of a GenBank genome assembly.